Nematostella vectensis (starlet sea anemone) is the source of this 1268-nucleotide messenger RNA. RefSeq lists its product as uncharacterized. Lineage: Eukaryota; Metazoa; Cnidaria; Anthozoa; Actiniaria; Edwardsiidae. The record is from RefSeq and is a predicted model, not a curated record. The transcript is spliced from 9 exons. Bases 78 to 950 code for a protein of 290 amino acids.
UAUUAGAGGUAUCGUAAGUAGCAAAAACAGAAAAGGGUCACUUAAGUUUUUCAAGACGUCGCAGGAGACUUGCCAGAAUGCGAACCACGUGGAGAUGGGCGCUCUUCCUGUGCGCAUUGGUCAUGGGUCACCACGUGAUCAACGCGAGUCAGUUGUACCAGCAACAUGUGAACUUCGCACGAGCUCUGCGGGAACGAGAAAGCGAGCAGGAACUUCGUGAGCACUAUGAAAGGCACUUCUCGAGGCGAUCUGUAGCAGCGCCACACAGAAAUUCCACUUCUGGUAUUGCAAGACACGCACAGGCUCAAAAACGUUUUAUUUUCACUCUCAUUUUUAUCGUCGCAACUGUCACAACUAUCGCUGCCACAGUCGUGGAAACAAUCUAUGACCUUGACCUUGCCGGGUGCUGCGGGCUGGGGUUCAGCUCGCUCUGCGGAUUUGAGGAAAGAUUCAAUCGCGAAAAAGCCGCAAUUAAAGACAGAGCCACAAAGGCCGAUGCUGCUAUAAAGGAAGCUAUAAGUAAAAGAGAUACCAUAGAUGCAUUCUACGAGGCACUUCAGCUAUCUGGGACGGAAGUUGAACGAAUUGUAGCAAUUCAAGAGGAAAUCAUAGGAACCAUGGACCCUAGACUUAAAGAAGGAAUGACAAAAAAGAUCAGAGUACUGGAGGAACAGUCUGAAAGUUCCACAAAGGGAAUUGAUCAGAUGACGCUUGGUGAUGUUGAAAAGAACGUGGACGCGACGCAGAGAACCGUGAAGCUCGUCAUGUCAUGGACAACCGGUGUAGGAAUAUUGGGACUAGAACUCAUCACAACAAAAGCGUACAAGGCUUAUAAGAUAGGGAAGUGUUUGACUUGUAUAACAUCAUCAACACAAUUGUCAAAUGCAAUGACAAGUCAAACGAGGCCAAACGGACACUCAGGGAUUUCGAAAAGGCACGAAGUGAUCUGACGAAAACCGAGAAUGACCUAAAGCUGUUCACCAAGACACUGGAAACCGCAUUUCUCGAGCAGGUAAUACCAGAUGCUCACAAUCAACUUCUACAUAACGCUCUCAACGGUGUGAAUAAUGUAGUCGCCGGCAUGGACCGGUCAGUUACUAGGACAUGGGAUUACAGCAUAUGCCAGACACUCAUUCCAAAUCUGGUGAGCAACCUGAAGGGAUUAAACUCACUGGAUCAGCUUCCUAAUCUAACGAAACAGAUAAACCAAGUGACAGACCAAUGUAUGAAGACCCUGCAGUUCGUCAUGGCUUGUUACCUUGACAAGG